Xenopus laevis (African clawed frog) is the source of this 5520-nucleotide messenger RNA. It is a transcript of the gene thbs1.S, whose product is annotated as thrombospondin 1 S homeolog. Gene Ontology annotation, biological process: negative regulation of angiogenesis; cell adhesion. The coding region runs from base 171 to 3701 and encodes 1176 amino acids. NCBI's taxonomy places the organism in Eukaryota, Metazoa, Chordata, Amphibia, Anura, Pipidae. The record is from RefSeq and is a predicted model, not a curated record. Gene Ontology annotation, cellular component: endoplasmic reticulum; cell surface; extracellular region. The transcript is spliced from 22 exons. Gene Ontology annotation, molecular function: calcium ion binding.
GAGAGCGCUGUCCAGGGAUGAGAGCGCACAGUGAGCGGAUUUGCGCACCUAAAGGCUCCUAAUUCCAUUCUCAUUCACCGGGCGCCUCUACCUCCAGCCAGAAAGGACAGACAGACAGAGCUCACCAGUGGAGCAGACUAAGGACAAGAAAGUAACUGCAGUUCUCCAUCAUGGGGAUGAUGAAGGGAAUUUUCCUACUGUUGAUGUUGGUCAUGCCUCAGACACAUCAAGCAGCAGAAUCUGGGAAUGAUGAUAACAGUGUAUUUGAUCUGUUUGAGUUAACGGGAUACAACCGCAAGGCUGGUUCUCGUAAGCCUCAAGGACUUCAUUUAGUAAAAGGACCUGACCCUUCAAGCCCAGCUUACAGAAUUGAAGACGCUGACUUGAUCCCUCCACUGCCAGAAGAUAAAUUCCAAGACUUGCUAGAUGCAAUACGUGCCGAUAGGGGGUUCAUUCUGUUGGCUACUCUGCGUCAAGCAAAGAAGAGUCGAGGGGCACUUCUGUCUGUGGAGAGAAAAGACGGUGGUGGACACAUCUUCAGUCUUAUCUCCAAUGGUCGGGCUAGAACCCUAGAUUUAAGUUUAAGCGGAGAAAGGAAGCAGCAGGUGGUGUCUGUAGAAGAUGCUGUCUUGGCUACUGGCAACUGGACGAACAUCACUCUCUUUGUGCAAGAAGACCGCGCACAACUCUAUGUAGGAUGCAACAAAAUGGAAAACGCUGAGCUAGAUGUGCCAAUACAAAAAAUUUUCACUGAGAAUCUGGCAAGCACAGCUCAUCUUCGAGUAGCAAAGGGAGGAGUAAAGGACAACUUUCAGGGAGUCCUUCAGAACGUGCGCUUUGUGUUUGGAACCACUUUGGAAGCUAUUCUGAGAAACAAAGGCUGUUUAAGCAUGACAAACUCAGUCAUCACUUUAGACAAUCCAGUGAAUGGCUCAAGCCCAGCCAUCCGAACGAAUUACAUUGGCCACAAAACAAAGGAUCUGCAAGCUGUGUGUGGCUUUUCCUGCGAUGAUCUGUCCAAGCUGUUUGCAGAAAUGAAAGGCUUACGGACGCUGGUCACAACUCUCAAAGACCAAGUCACCAAAGAGACGGAGAAAAAUGAACUUAUUGCUCAGAUAGUAACAAGGACGCCAGGUGUUUGUCUCCACAAUGGAGUCUUGCACAAGAACAGAGAUGAGUGGACCGUUGACAGCUGCACUGAAUGCACAUGUCAGAACUCAGCUACUAUAUGCCGAAAGGUAUCUUGCCCUCUGAUGCCCUGCACCAAUGCCACUAUUCCAGAUGGAGAAUGCUGUCCCAGAUGUUGGCCAAGCGACUCAGCGGAUGAUGAUUGGUCUCCAUGGUCAGACUGGACACCUUGCUCUGUGACAUGUGGUCAUGGCAUCCAGCAGAGAGGCCGUUCCUGUGACAGCUUAAAUAACCCCUGUGAAGGCUCCUCUGUACAGACACGUUCUUGCCAAAUCCAGGAUUGUGACAAGAGAUUUAAGCAAGACGGUGGUUGGAGCCAUUGGUCACCAUGGUCAUCGUGCUCAGUUACAUGCGGAAGUGGUCAAAUCACCAGAAUCCGUCUCUGCAACUCUCCUGUUCCACAGCUGAAUGGGAAGCAAUGCGAAGGCGAAGGAAGGGAGAACAAACCAUGUCAGAAAGACCCAUGCCCAAUUAACGGUCAGUGGGGUCCUUGGUCACUGUGGGACACAUGCACAGUUACUUGCGGUGGUGGAAUGCAGAAGCGAGAACGUCUGUGCAAUAACCCCAAACCUCAGUAUGAGGGUAAAGAUUGUAUUGGUGAGCCUACUGACUCUCAGAUCUGCAACAAGCAGGACUGUCCCAUAGAUGGGUGUCUCUCUAACCCUUGCUUUGCUGGAGUCAAAUGCACCAGCUUCAUCGAUGGAUCUUGGAAAUGUGGUUCCUGCCCACCAGGGUACAGAGGAAAUGGAAUCACAUGCAAAGAUAUUGAUGAGUGCAAAGAGGUGCCUGAUGCCUGCUUUACUCUAAAUGGAGUUCAUAGAUGUGAGAACACAGAGCCAGGAUAUAAUUGUCUUCCAUGCCCUCCACGUUUCACAGGAACUCAGCCAUUUGGUAAAGGCAUUGAGGAAGCUAAAGCCAAUAAGCAGGUUUGCAAGCCUCGCAACCCAUGCGCAGAUGGUACCCACGACUGUCACAAGAACGCCAGAUGUAUCUACCUAGGCCACUACAGCGACCCCAUGUUCCGCUGCGAGUGCAGACCUGGUUACGCCGGAAAUGGCAUCAUUUGCGGUGAAGACACCGAUUUAGAUGGAUGGCCAAACGAGAACCUCACGUGUGUUGAUAAUGCUACUUAUCACUGCUUGAAAGAUAACUGCCCCAACCUCCCCAAUUCAGGCCAGGAAGACUACGAUAAGGAUGGAAUGGGAGAUGCCUGCGAUAAAGACGAUGACAAUGAUGGAAUCCUAGAUGACAGGGACAACUGUCAGUUUGUGUACAACCCUGCACAAUAUGACUAUGAUCGAGAUGAUGUAGGAGACCGUUGUGAUAACUGUCCCUACAACCACAACCCAGACCAGGCUGACACAGAUCGCAAUGGAGAAGGAGAUGCCUGUUCUGUGGACAUUGAUGGAGAUGGAAUUCUGAACGAGAGAGAUAACUGCGCCUAUGUGUACAAUGUAGACCAGAAAGACACAGAUAAGGACGGCGUUGGAGACCAAUGUGAUAACUGCCCACUGGAACACAAUCCGGAACAGACUGACUCUGAUUCUGAUCUCAUUGGAGACAAGUGUGACAACAACCAGGAUAUAGAUGAGGAUGGGCAUCAGAAUAACCUAGAUAACUGCCCCUAUAUCCCCAAUGCAAACCAGGCUGAUCACGAUAAGGAUGGCAAGGGUGAUGCAUGUGACCAUGAUGAUGACAAUGAUGGUGUUCCUGAUGAUAAAGAUAACUGCCGAUUGGUCCCUAACCCAGACCAGACAGAUACUAAUGGUGAUGGCCGUGGAGAUGCUUGCCAGUAUGACUUUGAUGAUGACAGCAUUCCCGAUGCAGAAGAUGUUUGCCCAGAGAAUGUGGAAAUCAGCACUACGGACUUCCGUAAAUUCCAAAUGGUGCCUUUGGAUCCUAAAGGGACAUCACAGAUUGAUCCUAACUGGGUGGUGAGACAUCAAGGCAAAGAAUUGGUGCAGACUGUUAACUGCGAUCCUGGAAUAGCAGUUGGUUUUGACGAGUUCGGCGCUGUUGACUUCAGUGGCACAUUUUUCAUCAACACCGAGAGAGAUGAUGAUUAUGCUGGCUUUGUGUUUGGAUACCAGUCCAGCAGCAGGUUUUACGUGGUUAUGUGGAAGCAAAUCACACAGACAUACUGGGACACAACCCCUACGGUAGCUCAGGGCUACUCUGGCCUCUCAAUCAAGGUUGUGAACUCUACCUCUGGACCAGGGGAGCACCUACGAAAUGCACUGUGGCACACAGGAAACACUCCCGGGCAGGUUCGCACCUUAUGGCAUGAUCCUCACCAGAAAGGCUGGAAAGAUUUCACAGCUUACAGAUGGCACCUGACACACAGACCAAAGACUGGUUUCAUUAGAGUUGUCAUGUAUGAAGGCAAGAGAGUUAUGGCCGACUCAGGACCAAUUUAUGAUAAAACAUAUGCUGGAGGAAGAUUAGGAUUGUUCGUCUUCUCACAAGAGAUGGUCUUCUUUUCUGAUCUCAAAUACGAGUGCAGAGACUCAUAAUUCAGAAUUUCUUCAUUCCAUGAAUGUUAAGAGGAUAUCACGCACCUUCAGAUAUGUACCAUCCUUCGGACCAUUUCUUCAAUUUUUUUUAAAAAACUUUUUUUCUAAAUUUUUGGAACAAAUGAUCUAUUCCAAAAACGUGUAAUUAAAGACAGACUUUUAAGUAAAAAGAGGAAUAUUUUCUCAAUGGGAAACCUUUGGCAAGAAAAGAUCUGCCACGAUGUAGACUUUUUUUGUCUCCAGAACUUUCAUGGAAGAUUUGCAGGAAGGAGAAUAGAAUGGUUUAGGAAAGUAACUUUCUGGAACCCUUAGAUAUCAGAAGCACAAGACAUUGAUGCUUCUCCUAUAGAACUGAAAGCUUAAUAUUUUAUCGAUAUAGCUAUUUUUAUUGCUAAUGACGAGACAUGCAAUAUUAAGAAACAACAUUAACAUCUUUCUGCUGUUGGAGUGGACCUGGAAUCUCCAGAGUACUAUGAAUGUGUAGUCUGUAGAUGUAACUCGCUUAGGACGGAUGUCUGUAUCCCUAAUGUGGAUAAACGAUGUGUUUUGGGUUAUAGAUAUAACUGUCUAGAAACGAGAAUUGAAUGUAGCAUGUGUGUGUGUUUGUGUGCAUGGGAGAGAGAAAAUAGUCCAGAUAGCCAGAAUAUUUGACUGUGUAUGUUCAGAUAAAAGAUGCACUUGUUCCCUGCUUAAUAAAAAAAACUCGUUCUGUAUUUUGGAAACUAGUAGAUACAAUGCAGUUAUUAGCACUUGCCUGGGCAUGUUGUUAACAGGACCUUGUGCUGUUUAGAGUUAGAAAGGCACAAAAACAGGAAAAGGAAUAGUUGCAGGUCAGGUGACAAUAAUAAAGUUGCAGGAAACACUUCCUUAAAAAAAGAAAAACAGAUAAAAGGUAUAUGUAUUUAUAUUUGUCUAUAUAUGAGACGCAGGAAUAUUGGGUCAUUCCGCUGUGUGGUUUGGAAACAGACGUUUAUGGUUCAGGGCAGCUGGGCCAGGGAUAUAUUUUAACUGAAGGCGAGACAGCCAAGCUGUGUUGAUCUUUCUAAAGAACCAGAGGGAGAGCAAGGAAAGAAGGGUGGAUAGCAGAGUUCUUGCAGCCUGGCUGUACUUACAAUUUAAAUGGGAACCAUAUGUCCUCCAAUAGCCGCACAAGACCCUAAUUACAUUUACGGCAGGUAGCAGCUUCUUUCUGCAAUUAGCAACCAGCAACCUUAAAACCUUCGCAUACAAAUAUUACCUCAUUGUGUGACUGAGAAACAAUAAGAAUUAAGUCUUUGAUUUCAAGAGGAAAAAAAACCACAAAAAUUGGACAGAUAUUUAAAAAAAAAAAAAAAAUCUACUGUAGUGUUAAUCCGCGCUGUAAAUAGUUACAUUGUCUAUCCCCAGGAAAAGUAUUUUAAACUUUUUUUUUAUGUAAUAAAGAUAUCGUGAUAUUUUUUUUCUAUAUUUGUAUUAUUAAUUUUGUCGCUUCCGUUUGUAUAAAUGUUUUUUGUUUUUUUUAUUUUGUAUUGCUGUUUAGUGUCGUCCAUAUUUUGUAGAUAUGCUAUUUAAAUAAUUUAUCAGGAACAGCUUCCUGUUGUGCUCUUGCUCCUGUCUGUAUCAAAUGUUUUGCACUUGAAAAAGCUUUGCAAAUAUCUGCCCCAGAUUUUUUUUUAUAUCCGUGUAUACGUUUAUUUUUUUUCAUAUUUUUUUUUUUUUUUUUACAGAGAAAGCUUUUUAAAAUACAUUUUUUUUGUAAACAUUUCAACCUUUCUAUGAAAAAUAAUUGUACAGGAAAAUGUUUUUACAUGUUAAAUAUAAUAAACUAUUAAAAACAUAA